Boleophthalmus pectinirostris (great blue-spotted mudskipper) is the source of this 1187-nucleotide messenger RNA. Its product is annotated as astacin-like metalloprotease toxin 5. Lineage: Eukaryota; Metazoa; Chordata; Actinopteri; Gobiiformes; Gobiidae. The transcript has 11 exons. Gene Ontology annotation, biological process: proteolysis. Gene Ontology annotation, molecular function: zinc ion binding; metalloendopeptidase activity. The coding region runs from base 384 to 1064 and encodes 226 amino acids. The record is from RefSeq and is a predicted model, not a curated record.
GUGAUGCUGGCCAGUGAUGCUCUGGACCAGGAGGUCUGGGAGGUUUCCCUUCAGUUGUUUUUCUUCUUCAUCCACAAAUAAGUGAUGUCUUUUGGAUACGCGUUACAGUGACCUCUAUCGUUUACUAUCGGCAGCUUUUGCUUUCUCAGCGAAGUUAAGUUAAUUUACUAAAAAGCUUUUGUUAGUUAUUCACUGUAUUAUAAUAAUAUUGUGUGUACCCACAGAACUGCAGCACUUUGAAAUUUAGGAACAUUACUUUAGAUGAACUUUGAAAUGGGAAGCAGGCGGCCUACAUAGAAAGAUGCACAGUUAAAGCAGACCCUGUAAACAGGGGAAAUCUCACAGAACUCUUUUUUGAUGAGGUCCACAAAACCUUGCAAAUUAUGGUAGACAGCCCUGAGACUUCUGAAGAGCUACAUCAUCAAGAGCACACAGAAGAAGGAGACAUUAUACCAUCAACUGACAGGAAUGCAGUGCAGCAAAUCUGGCCAACACAUGCUAUACCAUAUCAGAUAAAUGCAGAGAUAAGAAGGCGUACAAGUGACAUAUUAAGUGCAACAAAAAUGAUUUCAGAUCAAACUUGUUUAACGUUUCACCCACGUACAUCUGAGAUUGACUACCUUCAUUUCAAAAAUGGUGCAGGCUGUGCAUCUUAUGUGGGCUUCAUUGGUGGAGACCAACCAAUAUUUGUUGGGUCUGUGUGCAGCGUGGGAAAUAUUGCUCAUGAAAUUUUACAUGCGCUUGGCUUCUAUCAUGAGCACACUCGUACGGACCGGGACGAGUACAUUACAAUUCUCAACAACAACAUCAUAAAAGGAACUGAGCAGAACUUUAUUAAGCGACAUGGCAACACUUUGAAUGUCCCUUAUGACACUGAUUCCAUAUUGCACUAUGGAAGUAGAUAUUUUUCCUCCAAUGGCUUACCCACAAUUAUACCUCUCCAUAUGACCAAAGCCAUGGGGCAGAGGGUGAGGCUGACAAAGUUGGACAUAAUGAGGGUUCGAUUGCUUUAUGACUGUGAUUCCUCAAGAAAUGUAACUGACCAACAAUUACACUGGCUUUAGAGGAAAUGAUGUCCUGCCCAAACCACUCCGCACCAACUACUUUCCUCCACUAGAUGACGCUGAAACACAAUGUCUAAAAAUGACAAGAGCUUUUUAAAAAUAAAUUCACAGCUGAAAAUUAUA